This is a messenger RNA of Oncorhynchus kisutch (coho salmon), 4005 nucleotides long. RefSeq names its product transmembrane serine protease 9 (gene tmprss9). The coding region runs from base 486 to 2843 and encodes 785 amino acids. The record is from RefSeq and is a predicted model, not a curated record. The transcript has 16 exons. NCBI's taxonomy places the organism in Eukaryota, Metazoa, Chordata, Actinopteri, Salmoniformes, Salmonidae. Gene Ontology annotation, biological process: proteolysis. Gene Ontology annotation, molecular function: serine-type endopeptidase activity; protein binding.
CUUCUUUUGGUUUGACAUUCAACUCCUAUGAAAUUCACCUUUUUUUUAGCUCAAAAUAAAUGUCACAACAUUUCAAGUAAUUCCAUGAUGAAUACUAGGGAGCACCCUUUGUUUUGAUUUACCUGUAGAUUUUUACACACCUUAUAAUACUGUUAGGUCACAUCAUUUGUACAAUGAAGCCUAUGUAAACCGGGAUGUAGCCAAAACCUUUUUUAAGGCUCUAGGUGGGAUCAGGGUUGGUGGGAGGGGGGACUCAGAGGAUUUGUGAAGCGAAGUACAUGAACACAAGGUGAUUCUAGCGCCUUCACGCCCACUGGCAGGUUGAACAAAUACUGGACCUGUUUCCGAUGUAUUUAGUCUCCAUGGAUCUUUUGUCUGUCCCGAUUCAUCCUCUGAAAAGGAUACUGUGAUCGUCAGUGUCGGACAUUGGAGACGGGACAGAUACUGGAAUGCUCUGUAUGAGGUAAGGUUGCUUUGAAGCCAACAUGGAGUUAAAGAAGGAUCAUGAGUGGCCCCCAGGGGAGCCCGCUCCUACUCCCCCCAACUCUGUCUGCUGUAGGAACAUCACCCUGGCUUUUAUCCUAGUCUUAUUCAUCAGCGUCUUUGUGGGCUUGUUGGUUGCAUACUUGGUGGAAGAGGAGCAUUACUUCAUGGAGACGGUAGAGUUGAAGGGUCUCAAGUAUGGUCCUGACCUGCAAGAUGAAAGCUCUGCAUUCUCUAUAGUGCUCACUUCUACUCUAAAGACUAAGAUCAAGAAUAUUUUCAUUGCCUCAUCAAUAGCACAUCACUAUAUCGACUGUAAUAUUGUUACCUAUGGUAACAUCAAUGGCAAUGUGAUGGCCACAUAUCGACUGGUCUUCAGCGUGUCCAAGGUCCAGCAGUACUCUGAUAACUUUAUUCAGGACCUUUUGAGGGUAGGACUGAAUGCCCUGUUUCAUGGGAAGUCCAUAAAAGUGCCUGAGUUUGGAGAGAUCAACACUAUUGUUUUACUGGGGGCCAGUGGGAAGUCAUUCUAUAACAUUGGAGACGAUAUGGCCAGCUGUCCUGACAACACUUUUACCUGUGACAAUGGGGAGUGUGUCACCAAGGUCAAUGCCGAGUGUGAUUUCAUCCCGGACUGUGCCGACGGCUCUGAUGAAGCGUACUGCUCCUGUGGGACGCGCCCGGCCAUGGGCAGUAGAAUAGUGGGUGGAGUGGAUGCCCGUCCUGGGGAGCUGCCCUGGCAGGUCAGUCUGAGGCUGCAUGGCAGACACAACUGUGGAGCCUCCAUCAUCAACAGCCAUUGGCUUGUCACUGCUGCUCACUGCUUCGAGAAGGACAAUGACCCAAAAGAAUGGACAGCCCUGGUAGGAGCCAGCCUGGUGAGUGGAGAAGAGUCAGAAGCCAUCUCUGUGAACAUCAAGUCUGUGUUUGUGUCCCCAGACUACAACCCUAUGACCACUGACAACGAUGUGACCAUGCUGGAGCUAGAGACCCCCCUCACCUUCAGCCCCUACAUUCAGCCUGUCUGUCUGCCCUCCUCCUCCCAUGUCUUCAGCCCAGGCCGGAACUGUGUGGUGUCAGGCUGGGGGGCUCUCAACCAGCAUUCUUUUGAUACGCCACCAUCUCUACAGAAGGCAGUGGUUAAUAUCAUUGAUUCAAAGGUCUGCAACAAGUCGUCCGUUUACAGAGGCUCUGUGACCGACAACAUGAUGUGUGCUGGCUUCCUACAAGGGAAGGUCGACUCCUGUCAGGGUGACUCUGGAGGGCCAUUGGUGUGUGAGGAGGCCCCAGGUCGGUUCUUCCUCGCUGGGGUGGUGAGCUGGGGCGUGGGCUGUGCUCAGAUCAACAGGCCAGGGGUCUAUUCCCGCGUCACCAGGCUACGCAACUGGAUCCUCAGCCAUACCAACCCUGGCAUGGUCCACUACCCUGCCCACACCCCGCCAAUGGUGCCAGUUACGACACCAACAGUCAGUCCUAUUUCCAAGACAAUGGUAGCAGCCCCACUCCUGCAUGGUGUGAACUGUAGUGAGAACUUCAUGUGCAGGGCUGGGGAGUGUGUCAGCAAAAUGAACCCUGAGUGUGAUGGUGUCAUUGACUGCUCUAACGAGGCUGAUGAGAAGAACUGUGACUGUGGCAUGCGUCCGGCAGUGGGCUCCCAGAGGAUUGUGGGUGGCUUGACAGCACGGAGGGGGGAGUGGCCAUGGAUUGGCAGCCUACAGUAUCAACGCUUACACCGCUGUGGAGCCACUCUCAUACACUCUAAGUGGCUCCUGACUGCUGCCCACUGCUUCAAAGGUAACUCCAACCCUGUCGCCUGGUCAGUGAGUCUGGGUUCAGUGCUGAGGUCCGGGGUGGGAGCUCUGGUUAUCCCCAUCCAGAGGAUCAUACUACACCCGGGCUUCAACAGCACCAACAUGGAUUAUGAUGUGGCCCUGCUGGAGAUGGCUGUCCCAGCACCCAGGUCCUACACAAUCCAGUUGGUUUGCCUCCCCUCUCCUGUACACAGCUUUCUGAAGAACACAGAGUGCUACAUUACUGGCUGGGGCUCCAUGAGGGAGGGAGGUUCUCUGACCAACCUGCUCCAGAAAGCUGAUGUGAACAUCAUUGAGCAGUCAGACUGCCAGCAGGCAUACGGCAACAGCCUCACCCCAAGCAUGAUGUGUGCCGGCUACAUGGAGGGGGGCAAAGACACAUGCCUGGGAGAUUCUGGUGGCCCCUUGACAUGUCGUGAAUUCUCUGGCCAGUGGUUUGUUGCCGGGGUAACUAGCUGGGGACAUGGCUGCGGACGGACUGCUUUCCCAGGAGUCUAUAUGCGGGUCACUGCCAUCAGGGAAUGGAUAUCCAACUAUCUGCACUUCUGAGGCUAUGGAAGAGAGAAGGAAUUGAGACUGACAGAGACAUCAUACAAUACUUGAGGACACAAAAUGGGUUUUCUACAUUGCAGCCACCACUGGCAUGUGUGUGUUACUGGUAAAGGAAGAUAUGCCACCAGUAAACUGCCUGGAGAGUCCAGCUGAAAGUUUAAUCUUGGACAAUAAAUGUGGAUAACUGGUCCAUGGACAUUUUACUACAACAAUACAUUAUUAAAUGGGGAAGUGUAUUUAUUUUAGUCUUUGUGGGUCCAAAAAUAUAUUUCAUUUUAUUGGCAUUUACCCAACUGUCAUUUGUCUUAUUUAGCCAAUCACCAUUUUGAUGCAAGUUCAAUAGACCAACCAAAACUAAAAUGUUUGACAAUUAUGUGCACAGCUAUAGCAGAUUCUUGUCAGGAAGUCUUGCAUGAAAGCAUCUUUACAUGGCUAAAUCUACAUAGCUUCUAGAAGCUGUUCAGGCACUACAUGAAAAAUGAUAGCCACUCUGGUUCCUCAAGCAACAGAACAUUUAUUCAUUUUCAAAGGACAAAAACAGCAAUUUGACAAAAUUUAAUCUGGAUUUAUUUAUUUCUGACAAGUGAAAAAGGCUAUUCCAGUCAGUCACAAACACCUCAGUCCUCUGAGCAGCACCCACCAUUCAGCAUUCACAGGCCAUUUCUUUUUUUACUUCUCUACACAAGUCAAAGGGCUGAAUGAAGUGGAGCUGUUCCCAGAAAUCUGACAAACCAAGCACACAAAGCCAGCUGGGUUCAACACAAAGUCUGCACCACAGCAGACCUUGUUAAAACAGACCCACUACUGUGGUGGGCAGAUAGAGUGACAACUGGAACGAAAGUCUUGACAAUACUGUUUUGUUCUCAACACGUAUUCUGAUAUAGGAUUCUUUGGCUUGGCCGGGUUCACAGUUAUGAAAACAAAAACGUGUUCCUCAAUUCUUCCCCAUGAGAGAAACUAGGUUUACAGAUGAAAGUGGUGGUAAAAUAAACCUUACCUAACCUCUUCAGGGAACUGUUUCACCCACACAAACACAUAGCCAUGGCCUGUGACAAACUGAAGAAUUGGGUACCUGGCACUGAAUUUAAGGGGACGGUUACAGAGAGUAGACUAGUUUAGAGAGUGAUUGAAAAGUGACAUAAUUGCAGAAAAUCUUUUU